CUCUCUCCUCUAUCAUCUUCCAAUCUCUCUCUCUCUAAUAAUUCCGGCUACUUCCCUUGUCAGAUUCCGGCCGACCCCUUUCUUUCCCUUUAUAUAUACCCAACUCUCACCCUCCCCUUUAGUACUCUUUACAUUUCAUUUUUUCACUCUCUCUCUCUCUCACACACACACACAAUAACACUCUUUGUCAGUCUCACUCUCGAACACAGCAACCGCUCUACACAAUCACCCACCAGCUUCAUUAUCAUCACUGACUGAAUAUACAUGUACUUUCAUGCGGACCCUUUGCGACCAAACUGUAGGCACGUACCAUUUUUAACAGCGCAACCUCGUUUUUAUUGAUAUAAACUAGCUUGAGUUUAAUCCAACAACACCUCUCAAGUUUUGUGAUCGAUCUCUGCUGAGUUCAGUUGUGGGCAGAACUCCAGAAACUUUGUUCCCUGAUCCAUGAACAGAGCGCUGCCGGAGAUGUUGAACUGUAUGAAUGCGGUGGGAAGCCUCGUGGCCGGAAACUGUACGGACAUGACGGUGCUGGACAGACAGAGGGCUUUGAUGAAGUGGCAGCAAGACCAGUUCCAGCAGCAGCAGCCGCAGCAAGGCUAUUUUGGCGGGAACGAGCUCAAUGGGGUGUUCACUCACGUGCCGGUUCAGGCGAGCCAGGUUCAGAGUUUCCAGGGUUUGAUCGGGCUCGGCGGUGACUUAAUGAUGGGGCAGGCAGUGAAACCCGACCCGAGUUCAGAAAAUGGGUGGAACGAAUUGGGUUAUGGGUCUUGUGGGUUUGAGAUGAAUAUUUCCAGAACUUUCAGCUGCCCGCCCAAAGUUGCCGCCGAUACAAAAAGCAACAGCGCCGUUGCGUCUCCCAAGAUCAGCUCACCGGCCGGCAAAGAAAGCUUUAAGAAGAGAAAAGCCGACAAGGCACAAAAUAAGGCUGCAGCAGAAGAUGAUUCCUCGGACAAAAGAAUGAAAGGGUGUGCAGAGGAGGGUGACUCCAAGAUCACUGAACAAAAUAGCACCAAGAACAACGACAGAGAAUCUUCCGCUGAUACUUCCAAGGAGAAUUCAAAAGCUUCCGAGGUUCAGAAGCCCGAUUACAUACAUGUCCGGGCACGCCGGGGUCAGGCCACUGAUAGCCACAGCUUGGCUGAAAGAGUGAGGAGGGAAAAGAUUAGUGAAAGGAUGAAGUAUCUGCAAGAUUUAGUACCAGGGUGCAACAAGAUCACUGGCAAGGCUGGUAUGCUAGACGAAAUCAUCAACUAUGUUCAGUCCCUUCAACGACAAGUAGAGUUCCUGUCUAUGAAACUAGCUGCUGUAAAUCCGAGGCUUGAUUUCAACAUCGACGACUUGUUUACAAAAGAGAUGUUUCCGGCAAACAUGGCUAAUUUUCCGACAAUAGGGAUGUCAUCAGAUAUGACUAGUUCUGCAUAUCUUCAGUUUAACCACGUACAGCAAUUGCUUCAAUGUUCCGGAUUGGAGAGUGGGAUAGCUUCCCCUGAUUCGGCACUGCUUCGAAGAAGCAUGAGCACUCCUGUAUCAAUCCCUGAAACAUAUAUUGACACAUCUUGCUUCACGCAAGUCCAACCUCCUACAACUUGGGACGCCGAUAUGCAAAACCUAUUCAAUGUGGAAUUUCAUCAAGGAAGAACAGCACCAUUUACAGGUUCCAUUGAAGCUAGCAAUUUAAAGAUGGAGAUGUGAAACAAACAUUGAUCAAUCAUUUGAUGAUUCUUGGAAGAGUUUACUUAUUGCCUCCGAUCCACAUUAUUUUUGUUACUCCCUUAAGUACAUAACAUAUUUAUGUUUGUAUGUAUACCUACAACAUAGUAUCAAUAAAAUAAAUUCCUCCUAUUAAACCAUUAAGACCUUCCAUUCUCCAUUUUACUAAAACAUCAAUCUAACAGAAUCUGCAAGGAUGGUUGAUGGCAAAAGGAAAAUGGAACCCAGCAGUGUUUCCGACAAGAGUUGGAGAAAAGAUGUAGGAGACAAAAUUUACCAUCCAUAUCAAGUAAAAGCUAUGCAACAGUGAGUUUGUUAAGCAAGUCACAAUUGUGAAGCAAAUAGCUGUAAUUUAGUGAUGGAAUGCAGCUAUGCAAAGUUGUCCCUAUGAUAGAUGAAUAUGAGAGACGAGUUCAAGCAGUGGGCAUGAGCCUACCGGUGGACCUUCUCAGCCCCCUUUUUAGAGGAAUAAUAAUAUUUGAUGAUAGAGACCCUGAUAAUUUAAGCAAACAGAGUGAUGAAGAGGGUGUGACGGCA
Messenger RNA from Argentina anserina (silverweed cinquefoil), 2250 nucleotides. Its product is annotated as transcription factor bHLH63-like. Gene Ontology annotation, cellular component: nucleus. The record is from RefSeq and is a predicted model, not a curated record. Gene Ontology annotation, biological process: regulation of DNA-templated transcription. The transcript is spliced from 7 exons. Gene Ontology annotation, molecular function: protein dimerization activity; DNA-binding transcription factor activity. The coding region runs from base 448 to 1695 and encodes 415 amino acids. NCBI's taxonomy places the organism in Eukaryota, Viridiplantae, Streptophyta, Magnoliopsida, Rosales, Rosaceae.